This is a messenger RNA of Mucor mucedo, 1444 nucleotides long. RefSeq names its product transmembrane amino acid transporter protein-domain-containing protein. Gene Ontology annotation, biological process: amino acid transmembrane transport. The transcript has 5 exons. Lineage: Eukaryota; Fungi; Mucoromycota; Mucoromycetes; Mucorales; Mucoraceae. Gene Ontology annotation, molecular function: L-histidine transmembrane transporter activity; L-arginine transmembrane transporter activity; L-glutamate transmembrane transporter activity. Gene Ontology annotation, cellular component: fungal-type vacuole membrane. The record is from RefSeq and is a predicted model, not a curated record. The coding region runs from base 34 to 1386 and encodes 450 amino acids.
UCUUUUUUUUUUUUUUUUUUUGUUCCUUCAUCAAUGACCAAUUACCAGACCAUUAUAGAAAACGACACUUCAGCGUCUUCUAUUUCCUCUAUACCCGCACUGUCAGUGUUUUCAGAAAUUGGAGCCUCACUUGAUGAACAAAGGCCCUUACUAACGAAUUCAACGCAAGAUUCCUCCUGUGUUUAUUUUGAGGAGCCUAAAGCCACUGUUGCUAGUGCGUCUAUUAAUCUUUCCAACACCAUUCUUGGAACAGGCAUGCUGGCAAUGCCUGCAGCCAUUGCUUCAGUGGGAUUGAUUCCGGGCAUGAUGAUUAUCGUGUAUGCGGGAGUGACAUCGGGACUCGGCCUUUAUUUUCUAGCCCGAUGUGCUGAAAAAGUAGGGGGCAGAAAUGCAUCAUUCUCUUCCCUAUCAAAAUUAACUUGGCCCAAAUUAGGUAUCUUCUUUGAUUUGGCUAUCGCAAUCAAGUGUUUUGGCGUUGCGGUCAGUUAUCUCAUUAUCCUGGGAGACCUAAUGCCCCAAGUGAUCCGUUCGUUUUUCCAUGGUGCUGAGGAGAAUGCGAUUUUAAUGGAUCGUCGUUUCUGGAUUACGCUCUCUAUUUUCACUGCAGUAGGACCCCUCAGUUUCUUGCGGAAAUUGGAUUCACUGAAAUAUACAAGCUUGAUUGCUUUGUUUGCUGUAGCCUAUCUUGUAGUCAUUGUGGUCUAUCAUUAUAUCACACCUAAUUUCCCUCCUCCUCCUCCCGAAUCCAUUGAAUAUUUUCACCUGACCACCAAAAUCUUUAGUCAAUUGCCCGUCUUUAUCUUUGCCUUUACAUGUCACCAGAAUAUCUUUUCAGUUUACAAUGAAUUAGAAAACAACAGUGAAAGAUCCAUUGUAAAAGUGAUCUUUAUGUCCAUUGGUUCAGCUGGAUUUAUUUAUGAAAUAGUUGCUAUAUUGGGUUAUCUCAGUUUCGGUAAAGGUGUCUUAGGGAACAUUAUCCUUGAAUACCCUCAAAGUCAUUUUGUUGCGUUUGGUAGACUCGCUAUUGUAGUACUUGUUAUCUUUAGUUACCCACUUCAAGCCCAUCCAUGCCGUGCCUCGCUUGAAAAGAUCCUUGACUCCAAUCCUUUACCCAUGUCGGACAAGAAGCAUGCGUUGGUGACUGGCUUCAUUGUGGUAGCCAGUUACUUUUUAGCUAUCUCGAUUUCCCAAUUAGAUUUGGUUUUAUCGUUUGUGGGUUCAACGGGAUCCACUACGAUUUCAUUUAUCCUGCCUGGUUUAUUUUACUUUAGAUUGUAUCGUGAUGAUAGUUGGCAUUGGAAGCGAGUGGCAGCCUUGUUUUUAACCUUUUAUGGUAUCAUGGUAAUGACCGUUUGCUUAACGUUUAACAUCAAGCGAUUACUUUAAAUUUCCUCCCCCACUUCUUUAUAUAUAUAUAAAUAAAUAUAACAUUUUUAUUUUUAUU